This is a messenger RNA of Wallemia ichthyophaga EXF-994, 2925 nucleotides long. RefSeq names its product Pre-mRNA-processing ATP-dependent RNA helicase PRP5. Gene Ontology annotation, biological process: mRNA splicing, via spliceosome. The coding region runs from base 1 to 2925 and encodes 974 amino acids. The transcript is spliced from 3 exons. NCBI's taxonomy places the organism in Eukaryota, Fungi, Basidiomycota, Wallemiomycetes, Wallemiales, Wallemiaceae. Gene Ontology annotation, cellular component: nucleus. The record is from RefSeq and is a predicted model, not a curated record. Gene Ontology annotation, molecular function: RNA binding; ATP binding; RNA helicase activity.
AUGCCAGCUCGUACUUCAUCGCCUGAAUCAAAUAAAAGAUACCGCCGCGAUAGAGAUGGCGAGCCAGACUACCACAGAUCUGGGCGUGAACGUGACAGACGUGAGCGCGAGAGAGAAAGGGAGAGAGAUAGAGAUAGAGAUAGACGCAACAGAGAUAGGCACAGGAUGAGGUCAAGGUCACCCCCACGCUCCGAUAGACGUGACAGAAGCGAUAGACUCCCGGAUAAGCCUGCAGAGGCUGCCUCACAACCUAAAGAAAAGACAGAAGACAGAAAGAAGCGCAUGGAAGCCUUCUUGGCUGCUCGUAAAGCUGCAAAGGCUAAAGAUGGCGCAAGUCAGUCUCCAGGCCCAUCAGCCACUGCAUCUCCCAUUCCUCCGAACAAUCCAUCUCAACAGGCUUCAUCACAAAAACCCAUCUCUUUAGGAUUGAAAGGCUUCACAAAUCGCAACAUCACCACAAAAGCUGCGACUAUGGACGAUGACGAAGAGUCAAGCGGCUUAGCUAUGCACACUUUACCACCAGUACAAUCCUCAGCACCAACUGAAAAUAUCGGCGGCGAUUUAGAGUCAACUGAGGAUCAAGCUGAUAAAGGUGACAAGAUGGACGUUGACGAAGCUGCUCAAGAGGAGGAAGAUGAAGACCCACUCGAUGCUUUCAUGAGCGGUGUUAAAAGUGAGGUUAGCCGCGUCAACGAGUCUGACAAGAAGCGUAUGGGUGAUGUUUCAAACUCUUCAACUACAGCUGCUCGUUUUGACGACGCAGACGAUGAAGAGGAAGAGGAGAAGAAGGAGGAGGAUGUUUCCAAAAUGUCAGCUGAAGAUAUUCUAGCUUUAGCGGCUAGCAGAGUCAAACGGAAAGAGAUCGCCGUCACUGAUCAUGACAAAGUUCAAUACGAGCCAUUUAGGAAGCAAUUCUACAAUCCACCAUCUGAAGUGCAAAAUAUGUCAGAAGAAGAGGCUGACAAUCAGCGUUUAAUUCUCGACGGUAUUAAAAUUCGUGGUGUUGAGUGUCCAAAGCCAGUGACCAAAUGGUCGUUACUCGGUUUGCCUUCAUCCUGUCUCGAGGUGAUCAAGUUCCUUCAGUAUGAGCAGCCGUCAUCCAUACAAUCUCAAGCUUUGCCGGCUAUCAUGAGUGGUAGGGAUGUCAUUGGUGUUGCCAAGACCGGUUCUGGUAAAACAAUAGCCUUCUUGCUGCCACUUUUCCGUCACAUAAAAGAUCAGCGUCCAAUUGAGAAUCUGGAGGGUCCAAUAGGUGUGAUAAUGACGCCAACCAGAGAACUCGCCGUACAGAUCCAUCGUGAAUGUAAGCCGUUCCUCAAAGCAUUGGGUUUGAGGGCAAUUGCAGCAUAUGGUGGUUCACCAAUCAGUGAACAAAUAGCAGAGAUGAAGAAAGGUGCAGAGAUCGUUGUCUGUACUCCUGGUCGUAUGAUUGAUCUGUUGACUGCAAACUCUGGCAGAGUUACCAAUUUGCGCAGAACUACGUAUUUGGUACUCGACGAAGCUGACAGAAUGUUUGAUAUGGGUUUCGAGCCACAGGUAAUGAAGAUUAUCAAUAAUGUCCGACCAGACAGACAGACAGUCCUAUUUUCAGCUACUUUCCCGAAACAGAUGGAGUCACUAGCUAGAAAAAUUCUGCAAAGGCCACUAGAGAUUACUGUUGGUGGUAGAUCUGUUGUCGCGCCUGAAAUUGACCAGCAGGUUGAAGUUAGAGAAGAGUCUUCCAAGUUCAACAGACUGCUAGAAGUACUUGGACAGACAUACAAUGAAGAUGAUGAUGCUAGAACACUCAUCUUCGUCGAUAGACAGGAAGCAGCUGACAACUUGCUAUUCAAUUUACGUAUGAAAGGAUACGUAGCGAUGAGUUUACACGGUGGAAAAGAUCAGGUGGAUAGAGAUCAGGCCAUCACAGACUUCAAAAAUGGAGUUAUACCAAUAGUGAUAGCCACUUCGGUCGCAGCGAGAGGAUUAGACGUAAAGUUGCUGAAAUUAGUAUUAAACUACGACACACCGAAUCAUCUAGAGGAUUAUGUUCACAGAGCUGGUCGAACUGGUAGAGCAGGAAACAAAGGCACGUGCAUCACCUUUAUUACACCAGAACAAGAGAAAUAUUCCGUUGAUAUUGAGAAAGCUCUCACAGCAUCGGGUGCAAAUGUACCCUCCGAGCUGAAAGCCAUGUCCGAAGCAUUCCUGAUGAAGGUGAAGGAGGGCAAAGCGACAGUAGCCGGCUCAGGAUUUGGUGGUAAGGGUCUUGACAGAUUCGAGAAGGAGCGUCAAGACCUCGAAAAAGCGCAGAGAAGUGCCUACGGCGAAGAGGAGGAAGUUAAAAAGGAUGGCAAUACGAACGCAGCUACAAAUGAGAAAGUAUCCAAAGAGACAGAAGAUAUGUUUGGUGAGAUCAAAAUCCAGAAGGGUCCAGCACCUGCUGAUUAUAAGCCACUCAAUACUGGUGCUGCAUCUGCAUCUACACCCGACACUAGCGACAUUAAACCAGAAAACGCUAACUCCGCAGUCGCGAAAGCUGCUGCUGUUGCGGCUAAGAUUAGUAUGCAACGUGGCGCAGCUGCUGCGCCGCCACCUAACGGUCCGAUUAAGAACAAAGAUCCUGAUGCUACCGAUUAUCAUGCGAUCGUACCAAUCAAUGACUAUCAUCAGCGUGCAAGAUGGAAGAUCACCAACAAGGAAACUAUUGUCUAUCUCAAUGAGACAACUGGAUGCUCGAUCACUAACAAGGGUAUCUAUUACGAAGCUGGUAAAGAACCAGCACUGAGCGAGCAUCCGAAGCUGCACUUGCUAGUUGAGUCGAACGAACCGGAGAGGGUCGAAAAGGCAGUACGUUCAAUUAAGUCGAUACUUAUUGAAGCUACACAAGCAGCCCUUGAGUUCGACGGCAAAAACCAAACAAUGGGUCGCUACAGCGUGCUCUAA